This is a messenger RNA of Scomber scombrus (Atlantic mackerel), 403 nucleotides long. Its product is annotated as histone H2A-like. The transcript has a single exon. Bases 20 to 403 code for a protein of 127 amino acids. NCBI's taxonomy places the organism in Eukaryota, Metazoa, Chordata, Actinopteri, Scombriformes, Scombridae. Gene Ontology annotation, cellular component: nucleosome. Gene Ontology annotation, molecular function: protein heterodimerization activity; DNA binding; structural constituent of chromatin. The record is from RefSeq and is a predicted model, not a curated record.
UCUAGAAAAUAAUCUGAAAAUGAGCGGAAGAGGUAAAACCGGAGGCAAGGCCCGUGCUAAGGCAAAGACCCGCUCUUCCAGGGCCGGGCUCCAGUUCCCAGUCGGUCGUGUCCACAGACAUCUGAGGAAGGGCAACUAUGCCCAGCGUGUCGGUGCCGGAGCUCCCGUCUACAUGGCGGCUGUGCUGGAGUACCUGACCGCUGAGAUCCUGGAGCUGGCUGGAAACGCUGCCCGCGACAACAAGAAGACCAGGAUCAUCCCCCGUCACCUGCAGCUGGCUGUCCGCAACGACGAGGAGCUCAACAAGCUGCUGGGCGGAGUGACCAUCGCUCAGGGCGGUGUGCUGCCCAACAUCCAGGCUGUGCUGCUGCCCAAAAAGACAGAGAAACCCGCCAAGAAGUAA